AUGCAUUCCUCCCUCCGCAAAGCCUUCUUUGGCAUCUUGAGCAUCUUAGCUUGUGCUUACGCCGAACAUCUUCGAGUCGUCUGGUCGUCCGGCGCCUUUGGUGCAAUUGGUGGCCCAGACGGAUCCGGCACCAACGGCGGCUACACAGGUUUCGCCAUCCUCAACGACGCCGGCGAGGCCGUCUACGACCAGUCCUAUCCCAACGACCACUCUCCCUGUUACAACACUGGCGACGGCCGCACAUUCACCAUUGAAGGCGACUGCUGGGAUACUGGGCGAGUCUUCCACUGCAAGUCGGACUUUGGUGGCGCACCCAAGACGUGCGAGGUCAAGGACAGCAACGGCAACGUUCUUGGCAGUGGCACGCAACAGAAGGAUACCGACUUCAUUGGUAUUGCUAUUGGCAUCGACGCUUCCUGCGUGGUCGAGUUUGAUUCUGAUGGAUCUGGGUGCCCUGUUGACGACGGUCAUGGUCCCCUUCAUGUCACUUCGGGCUAA
This is a messenger RNA of Colletotrichum orchidophilum, 498 nucleotides long. RefSeq lists its product as uncharacterized. The transcript has a single exon. Bases 1 to 498 code for a protein of 165 amino acids. Lineage: Eukaryota; Fungi; Ascomycota; Sordariomycetes; Glomerellales; Glomerellaceae. The record is from RefSeq and is a predicted model, not a curated record.